UCGGGAGCCAAGGUCGGCGGCAUCUGAGGAGGAAGAGGAGUUUUGCAAAAUCAGUAUGAGGGCCACAGGAAGAAGUUUUUCAGGAAUUUGAUCCGCGAAGUCUUACCUUACGUUGACCCUAUUCUCCUAUUUGACCUUCCUAUGAAAAUCUCGCUUUUCUGACUUCUAAGCUAGUGACUCUUGAGACAAUAUCUUUUCUAUUAUUUCACCUUUCUCCACAACCAUGGCAUCAAUUUUUUUUCGCCGGAAAAUAUCAUCUUAUGGGGUUUCCCGCACUUUACACGGUAAUGGUGAGCCUUUUCAUCUAUAUUUUAAAUACAAGUUUGGAUGUUUUAGUAGCCCUUCAAACAGGAUACAGCUGUACAGCAGCCUCAAUGAUACCGACAGGAUUGAUUUAACAGACUUAACUUGUCCUCAUACAUGGUACCCACUGGCCCGGAAGAAACAGCGCAGGGUUAUAUUGCAUGUUGGUCCCACAAAUAGUGGUAAAACACAUCAUGCUCUGAAGCAACUUGAGUCAAGUUCUUCUGGCUUGUAUUGUGGUCCUUUAAGAUUGUUGGCAUGGGAGGUAGCAAAACGGUUAAACAGGGCAGAAGUGCCUUGUGAUCUCAUUACUGGUCAAGAACGUGAGGAAGUUGAAGGUGCGAAGCACAAGGCUGUGACAGUUGAGAUGGCUGAUGUAACAUCCAAGUAUCAUUGUGCUGUUAUUGAUGAAGUACAGAUGUUGGGGUGUAAUAUGAGGGGCUAUUCAUUUACACGUGCUUUAUUAGGAAUAGCUGCAGAUGAACUUCACCUCUGUGGUGAUCCAGCUGCUGUUCCUCUCAUUCAGGAGAUACUGAAAGUUACGGGAGAUGAGGUUGAGGUUCAAUAUUACGAGAGACUGUUACCUUUAGUUCCUUCAAAGACUCCUCUUGGAUCUUUCUCUGAUGUACAAAAGGGUGACUGCAUUGUUACCUUUUCGCGUAAGGGUAUAUACAGAUUGAAGAAGAAAAUUGAGAGUGAGGGAAAGCAUCUGUGCUCAGUAGUUUAUGGCUCACUGCCCCCAGAGACUCGAACAAGGCAGGCAACCAUGUUUAAUGAUGCAAGUAGCGAGUUUGAUGUUCUUGUGGCCAGUGAUGCCAUUGGAAUGGGUCUUAAUCUGAACAUUUCUCGGAUUAUAUUUUCAACUAUGAAGAAGUUUGAUGGUUUUGAGAUGCGUGAUCUCACUGUACCUGAAAUCAAGCAGAUUGCAGGGAGAGCUGGUAGAUAUGGGUCUAAGUUUCCAAUUGGGGAAGUAACAUGUUUAGAUGCAGAGGAUCUACCCUUGCUUCAUUCAUCAUUAAAUUCUGCAUCACCCACUUUAGAGCGUGCUGGGAUACUUCCUCCGUAUGAUCUCAUGCAUAUACAUUCACGACUACACCCCAAAGAUAGUUUCACACAGAUACUGGAGCAUUUUUUAGACAAUGCGAAAUUAUCAGAGAAUUAUUUCAUCGUUAAUUGUGAAGAUUUAUUGAAAGCCGCUGCUAUUAUCGAUGAGUACCCACUUGGAUUGCAUGAAAAAUAUCUUUUUUGCAUAAGUCCAGUUGACAUGAAUGACGAAAUUUCAUCUCAAGGCCUUACACAGUUUGCAGAGACUUUUGCUAAGAAAGGCCUUGUUCGGCUUCGGGAAAUAUUUACACCAGGUACACUCAGGGUGCCCAAAACACCAUCUGCUCUUGAGGAACUUGAAUCUAUCCACAAGGUCCUGGAUCUUUAUGUUUGGCUAAGUUUCCGAUUGGAAGAUUCUUUCCCAGACCGCGAGCUAGCUUCAUCUCAAAAGGCCAUCUGCAGCAUGUUGAUUGAGGAGUUUCUGGAGAGGUUUGGGUGGCAGAAGCGGAAUGCAGCAAGGUUGCCAAAGCGUUCCGCUAACAUGUCUUCUCUCCUGUCACAACGUGUCAGGCCAUAUUUGUAAAUUACUUUGGGGCUGUCGUGGGUCCCAUUCCUGGCCUUUCAUUUUUUAAUCUUGUAGUUUAUUUCUUAAUAUCUGUAAAUUAUUCUGAUAAUAUAAUAAAAGCAAUAGUCAUCUGUUUGGGAAUUAUAUCCA
Molecule: messenger RNA, 2062 nt
Organism: Neltuma alba
Lineage: Eukaryota; Viridiplantae; Streptophyta; Magnoliopsida; Fabales; Fabaceae
Product: DExH-box ATP-dependent RNA helicase DExH16, mitochondrial-like
Exons: 16
Coding region: 224-1930 (568 amino acids)
Biological process (GO): mitochondrial RNA 3'-end processing
Cellular component (GO): mitochondrial degradosome
Molecular function (GO): ATP binding; hydrolase activity, acting on acid anhydrides; RNA helicase activity
Source: RefSeq, a predicted model, not a curated record